AUGAUUCCGAUGCUUCGCUCCACCGCUCUGCGGGCGGUCCGCUCGCAAUUUGCUCCGCGGGCUCUGAACCAGUCCGCGCUCGCCCGUCUUCUCUCCACCCUCGCCGUCCUCGAACAGCGUGAUGGCAAGCUCCAAGGCUCGUCUCUCUCCGCCAUUGCCGCCGCGCAGAAGCUCGGAGGCUCCGUGACUGCCUUCGUGGCCGGCAACGCCGUCAAGGGCUCCUCGGCCGCUGAGGCGGCGAAGAUCAAGGGCCUCGACAAAGUGGUGGCUGUGGAUAGUGAGGCCUAUGAGAAGGGUUUGCCGGAGAACUACGCCCCUCUUCUUGUCGAGAACAUCAAGCAAGGCGGUUACACCCAUGUCGUCGGCGCCCACUCGGCCUUCGGAAAGAGUCUUUUGCCCCGGGUGGCUGCUCUGCUUGAUGUGCAGCAGAUUUCCGACAUCACGGCAAUUGAGAGCGAGGACACCUUUGUCCGUCCCAUCUACGCCGGAAACGCCAUUCUUACCGUCCAGUCCACCGAUCCCACAAAGGUCAUCACCGUGAGAGGCACUGCUUUCCAGGGCGUCGAGACCGAGGGCGGUUCCGCCGAGAUCGUGGAUGGCGUCGACCCCAAGGCGCCCGCCCUGACCGAGUGGGUGUCCGAGGAGCUGACCAAGUCGGAACGCCCUGACCUGGGUACCGCCUCCCGUGUCGUCUCCGGUGGCCGUGGUCUGAAGUCGAAGGAAGAGUUCGACCGCGUCAUUGUGCCGCUGGCUGACUCGCUGGGCGCCGCCAUCGGUGCCUCCCGUGCCGCCGUCGACAGUGGCUUCGCCGACAACAGUCUGCAGGUCGGUCAGACUGGUAAGAACGUUGCGCCUCAGCUCUACCUCUGUGCGGGUAUCUCCGGCGCCAUCCAGCAUCUUGCUGGUAUGAAGGACAGCAAGGUCAUUGCUGCGAUCAACAAGGACCCUGAUGCGCCGAUCUUCCAGGUCGCCGAUGUCGGCCUCGUGGGAGAUCUGUUCGAGAAGGUCCCGGAGUUGACUGAGAAGCUGAAGAGCCAGGCGUAG
Molecule: messenger RNA, 1044 nt
Organism: Aspergillus terreus NIH2624
Lineage: Eukaryota; Fungi; Ascomycota; Eurotiomycetes; Eurotiales; Aspergillaceae
Product: electron transfer flavoprotein subunit alpha/FixB family protein
Exons: 3
Coding region: 1-1044 (347 amino acids)
Cellular component (GO): mitochondrion
Molecular function (GO): electron transfer activity; flavin adenine dinucleotide binding
Source: RefSeq, a predicted model, not a curated record